AGGGUGUAUAUGAUUUCAAAAGUCCUAGUGUACCUACACAACCGUUAAAGCUUGCAUCUUAGUGGGGCAUUCGGUUGUUUACCGCGGUGGUUGCCGCCCUUUCUCCGCCGUACUCCGUCGUUCAUCUUAACCGGAAAAACAGAUGAACUCUGUUGAUUGCAUUCAUUGAUUUUGUUGCUAAGGAGAAAAAGGUAGCUUCUUAUCUUCUCGAAAGAAAAUGGCGACUGUUUCGGAUGUCACCGUGUCUGCCGCCAUUAACAGUCUAUCUGCAGUACUAUUUCUUGUCGCAUUUGCGAUCUUACGUCUUCAACCUAUGAAUGAUCGAGUUUACUUCUCAAAAUGGUAUCUUAAAGGCAUACGAGAAAAUCCAAAGACUUCGGGACCUUUUAUAAAGAAAUUCAUCAAUCUAGACAUAAGAAUGUAUCUAAGAUUCUUGAAUUGGAUGCCUGCUGCCUUAAAAAUGCCCGAACCCGAGCUUAUAGAACAUGCCGGCCUUGAUUCUGCUGUGUACAUACGGAUAUAUCUUCUCGGCUUGAAAAUCUUUAUACCUAUUGCUGCACUUGCUUUGUCUGUGCUGCUACCCGUCAAUUACACCGAUAGAAAUUUCGAAAUCAUGAGCACCAAAGUGAAAGAUUUAACGUUCGGUGAGAUGGACAAGUUUUCGAUAUCCAAUGUUCCGCCUGCAUCAAAAAGGUUAUAUGUGCAUAUAUCAAUGGCUUAUGUCUUCACUAUUUGGACAUGCUAUAUGCUUUAUAAGGAAUACAAAACUGUAACUGACAUGAGGCUUCAUUUUCUUGCCACCGAAAACCGUCGUCCGGAUCAAUUUACAGUUCUUGUGAGAAACGUCCCCCCGGAUCCUGAAGAAACUAUUAGCGAAAACAUUGAACAUUUCUUUCGUGUUAAUCACCCCGAUCAAUAUCUUUUACAUCAGGUGGUUUACAAUGCAAAUAAGCUCGCGAAAAUAGUGAACCAGAAGAAGGAUUUGCAUAAUCGGCUUAUUUACUACACCAAUAAGUACGAGAGAAAACACGAUAAACGACCAACCACGAAGACAGGUUUUUGGGGUCUUUGGGGAACGAGGAUCGAUGCAAUCGAUUAUUAUACCAAAGAGAUCGAGAAGUUGAGCAAAGAAGAAGUAGCAGAACGGGAAAGGGUGAUCGGUGACCCGAAAUCCGUAGUCCCGGCUGCGUUUGUUUCGUUCAAAUCGCGAUGGGGUGCAGCCGUUUGUGCUCAAACGCAGCAAACAAGAAACCCCAUUCAUUGGCUCACGACUUGGGCUCCUCAACCACGAGACGUUUAUUGGGACAACUUAGCCAUUCCUUUCAUCGAACUCAACAUGCGUAGAUUGCUCAUCGCUGCCGCUGUCAUCGGUCUUACGUUCUUUUUCAUGAUCCCGAUUGCCUUUGUUCAAACUUUGGCCAACAUCGAAUCAAUCGAAAAAGUUGUUCCCUUUUUGAAACCCCUUAUCAAUAAAGGACCUAUCAAAUCCGUCAUUCAAGGGUUUCUUCCCGGGAUCGUUUUGAAGAUCUUCAUCCUCAUCCUUCCGAUGAUCGUAAUGGCAAUGUCUAAAAUCGAGGGAUUCGUUGCAAUCUCGACUUUGGAAGCGAGAUCCGCUGCAAAGUUUCAUCUUUUCUUGAUCGUGAACGUGUUUUUCGGAAGCAUAGUAGCCGGAACCGUUCUUCAGCAGCUUGAAGAGUUCUUGAAUCAGAAACCAGCCGAUAUACCGAGAAUUAUCGGUGUUUCGAUUCCGAUGAAAGCAACGUUCUUUAUGACGUACAUUAUGGUUGACGGUUGGGCUGGAAUUGCGGCAGAGAUUCUGAGACUGAUUCCGUUGAUUAUCUUUCACUUGAAGAACAUUUUCUUGGUGAAAACCGAAAAGGACCGAGAGGAGGCAAUGAAUCCUGGUUCGUUGGCUUGGCCCGUAACUGAGCCUCGUAUGCAAUUGUAUUUCUUGCUUGGACUUGUGUACGCUACUGUCACCCCGAUAUUUCUCCCGUUCAUCAUCGUCUUCUUUGCCUUCUCAUAUUUGGUUUACCGUCAUCAGAUCAUCAACGUGUACAACCAGCAGUACGAGAGUGCGGCAUCGUUUUGGCCGGAUGUUAAUCGGCGUAUAGUUAUUAGUUUGAUUAUUUCGCAGUUUCUGCUGGUGGGAAUUCUGAGCACGAAAGAUGCAGUACACUCGACACCUUUUCUUCUCGUGUUGCCUGUAUUAACGUUCUUGUUCCAUCGGUAUUGCAAGAACCGGUUCGAAUCUGCAUUUCGAAGAUUCCCGUUACAGGAUGCAAUGAUCAAGGAUACGCUCGAAAAGGCGACAGAACCGCAUCUGAAUGUGAAAGUAUAUCUUCGGGAUGCUUAUAUACAUCCAGUUUUCAAAGACGUAGCGGUUUUUGAUGAUUUUGAAGAUUACGAGUACCCAUUAGUUGCUACAAAGCGGAGUUCGCGUAAUGGGAGUCAAAUCGGAACUGAUCAAGGGAGUCCUUCAGUUGAUUUGACGAGUAUUUCAAUCGUUUAAAGAUCAUAUAUUUGAAUCACGACGAUGAUUUUGGUUUCGAGAAUCAUUUCGUCGAUGACCAUGAAAGGAAAGUAAUGGCCAAAGAAUAUGUACAUUGUUUAUAUCAAUCAAUAAGUUGCGAUUUAAAUUUCCGUGCUUCGAAUGAGUUACGGAUUGGAUUGCGUCGGUUUGGGUAAUCGUGUAUAUUGUUGGGUCGAAAUACCCGUUCAUCACAAGAUUCACGGGACUCAUUAUGACUCGACGGUCGGGACUGGAUAUAAAUUUCAUGGAAUUUCAAGAUCCAGUUUGGGACU
Cynara cardunculus var. scolymus (artichoke) is the source of this 2805-nucleotide messenger RNA. RefSeq names its product CSC1-like protein At4g02900. Gene Ontology annotation, molecular function: calcium-activated cation channel activity. The transcript is spliced from 12 exons. Lineage: Eukaryota; Viridiplantae; Streptophyta; Magnoliopsida; Asterales; Asteraceae. The record is from RefSeq and is a predicted model, not a curated record. Gene Ontology annotation, cellular component: plasma membrane. Bases 218 to 2512 code for a protein of 764 amino acids.